Paecilomyces variotii is the source of this 1737-nucleotide messenger RNA. Its product is annotated as pyridine nucleotide-disulfide oxidoreductase-domain-containing protein. The coding region runs from base 1 to 1737 and encodes 578 amino acids. NCBI's taxonomy places the organism in Eukaryota, Fungi, Ascomycota, Eurotiomycetes, Eurotiales, Thermoascaceae. The record is from RefSeq and is a predicted model, not a curated record. The transcript has a single exon. Gene Ontology annotation, molecular function: NADH dehydrogenase activity.
AUGGAGGCCUUGACUCUGCGCGCGGUCCGUCUCUCGGCGAGGAGACCACAGCGUCUGCUCGCGCUUCGCACCCCCUCCGCAGGGACUCGAGUGAGGCCGGCUCGAUGGGCCAGUACGUCUGCUCUUGUUCUGGACAAGAGAGAAGGUUCUAAACGGACCCUGGCCACCAAGGCCACGGGUUCUGCCGCCAUUGCCGACCAGCAGUCUGGAAAGGAACGAGUGGUUAUUUUGGGCUCCGGAUGGGGAGGAUAUACGCUAUCUCGCCAUCUAUCACCUACGCAGUACAAGCCACUGGUCAUCUCUCCCCGUUCGUAUUUCGUCUUCACCCCUCUCCUGACGGAAACCGCCGCGGGGAACCUCGACUUCUCGAAUAUUGUGGAGCCGGUGCGUGAUAAGAAGAGCCAGGUCGACUUCAUCCAGGCUGCAGCACGAUCGGUGGAUUUCAAACGGAAAGUGGUGGUCUGUGAAGCGAGUGUGAUUCGGAGCGGAGUGACUGAAUCGCCCCGAACCGAUGAGCACGAACGCCCCUUCGACGAGGGACCGGAAACGAAGAAAGGAUAUGAGCAGCUACGGAAAUGGGAGGAGGGCCAGAUAUUCGAGGUUCCUUAUGACAAGCUCGUCAUCUCGGUCGGCUGUGUCAGCAAGACAUUCAGGACUCCUGGAGUGAGGGAGAAUGCGAUGUUCUUCAAGGACAUUGGAGAUUCGAAACGGGUCAAGCGACGAGUUCGGGAAUGUUUCGAGCUGGCAGUGCUGCCAACAACGACACCUGAGAUGCGUGAAUACCUCCUCCACUUCGCAAUCGUCGGAGCUGGCCCCACGGGCACUGAACUGUCGGCUGCACUGCGCGACUUCAUUUCCACUGAGAUGAUGACACUCUACCCGAGUUUGAAGGGUAUCCCCAAGCUUACGCUGUACGAUGUGGCUCCCAAGGUUCUCAGCAUGUUCGACGAGUCGCUUUCCAGAUAUGCGAUGGAGACUAUGACCAAGGACGGAAUUGAGAUCAAGACGUCGCACCAUGUCGAGAGCCUCCGUUGGGGUCCCCCGGGCAAACCAGGCCCUCACGAAAUGGACCCGAAGUACUGCCUAACCAUUAAGACGAAGGAAGAAGGUGAAGUGGGUAUUGGAAUGUGUGUUUGGGUGACCGGUAAUGCGAUGAACAAGUUUGUUGGCCGUUCCCUGACGGACGUCAACGAGUUCCCGUCCUCGUCGGUGGUCCUGAAAGGAAGUGAGAUCACGCCGGAAGUUGAAAGUGCUAAGUGGCACGUCAAGAAGGUCCCUCGUAUUGGAGCUCUGCUCGUCGACGGCCGCUUCCGUGUCCAGCUGGAGAGUGAGGAUGGCAAGACUGCGGUGCUGCAAGAUGUCUUUGCCAUCGGUGACAAUGCCAUGCCGGAGACUGGAGCGCCUCCAGCUACGGCCCAGGCUACCAACCAAGAGGCUAGAUGGCUCGCGGCCAGGUUGAACAAGGGCGACCUUGAGCAGUCCCCCCCAUUCUCUUUCCGCAAUCUGGGAACCCUGGCUUAUAUUGGAAAUGCGAAGGCCCUGAUGCAGAUUCCUCACGAGCAGGUAGAUGGGAACCGCAAGAACUCGCUACUGCCACACGGAUUGAAGGGGCGAACGGCGUGGCUGGUCUGGAAGUUCGCCUAUCUGAGUAUGACUGUCAGUUGGCGUAACAAGACUCGCAUCGCCUUUAGAUGGGUGGUCAACCGUCUCUUUGGAAGAGACGUCUCACGUUUCUGA